This is a messenger RNA of Stegostoma tigrinum, 891 nucleotides long. It is a transcript of the gene mrpl30, whose product is annotated as mitochondrial ribosomal protein L30. The record is from RefSeq and is a predicted model, not a curated record. Bases 117 to 572 code for a protein of 151 amino acids. Gene Ontology annotation, biological process: translation. Gene Ontology annotation, molecular function: structural constituent of ribosome. Gene Ontology annotation, cellular component: mitochondrion; large ribosomal subunit. NCBI's taxonomy places the organism in Eukaryota, Metazoa, Chordata, Chondrichthyes, Orectolobiformes, Stegostomatidae. The transcript is spliced from 5 exons.
GCGGAUUGGUCGGAGACGGAGCUGGGAAUUGUGGGUCUGUGCGCGGUGCUUGUUGGUUAUUUUUGUGUUUAGCUCGAAUUAUAUUGUUCCUGACAAUUCUUGUGCUCCAGGAGUUGAUGGCUACCCUGUGCAGAAACGUUAAUCGAUUGACGAACUUAAUGGAACAGUUUUUGAUUCCACUGUCAUGCCCUGGAUUUGUACGAUUGAAGUUUACCAAGGCUCGCAUUCCCAAAAAGAUGUUUGAAGUUUCACCAUUGGAUCAUGCAAGAUAUGGUGGUGAUCCAGACUGUCCACACCAACUGCACAUUAUUACCAGAAUAAAAUGUACAAAACGCCGUCCAUAUUGGGAAAAAAAGAUUGUCCAUGAUCUUGGGCUGGACAAGUCACAUCAGCCACGGAUCCAUAAGAAUGUUCCAUCUAUUAAUAAUAAACUAAAAAUCAUCAAGCAUCUUAUAAGAGUGCAACCCCUGAAAUUGCCACAGGGACUUCCAACAGAGCAAGAACUAGCUGACAGUUACCUGAAGAGCACUGGGGAAUUAGUAAUAAGACGCCACCUGCAACCAUUGGAAUAAAAACACCACUAGAUCUGAAGUUGCUUUUUGUCUUACUUGUAUGUGAAAUAAAUAUUCAGUUAUGUUUCUAUAAAGUUUGUCUUAAACAUUGAGUGGAAGGAAAUGCUGCAUAAUUCUGUUAUUCGACGCUGACCUUAAAUACACCAGAACUGUAAUACCUACCAGUCUAAAUGUGUAUUAGUUUUUUGAUAGAAUAUUUUUGACUUCAAUGUUGAAAGACGUUUCCUUGAAAGCUUUCCACAUCGAUAAAACAAGUAUAAAAUUUUAAUGAUUGCUAUGUGACUAUUGAAAAAUAAAAUAAUGCGUUUAGUGUUUUCAA